AUGAUAGCUCGGUUGUGUUUAAGAAGGAAUUUGAAUGGCGUUGUUAUGCGUUGCUACAACCAGGGUUCAGUUCAAAAUCUUGGUUCAGGGUCUUCUACUUCUACCGCAAGUGAAAUAAAAUCAGAUGUGCCAGGACUUAGCGCUGCCGUAAUUCUCCCUGCAGCAGAACCAGUCGGCCCAGGAGUUGACCCAAGCAAGAACGGACCUUACAAAGUCCCCGAGUACUUUUGCUACGACAAUACUAGUUUCUUUGAAGCUGAAAUUGAAAUGGCUAAGUUCAGAUUACCGCAACCCUCUGCAGUGAAGAAAUAA
Messenger RNA from Papilio xuthus (Asian swallowtail), 312 nucleotides. It is a transcript of the gene NdufV3, whose product is annotated as NADH:ubiquinone oxidoreductase subunit V3. Gene Ontology annotation, cellular component: respiratory chain complex I; mitochondrion. The transcript has a single exon. The record is from RefSeq and is a predicted model, not a curated record. NCBI's taxonomy places the organism in Eukaryota, Metazoa, Arthropoda, Insecta, Lepidoptera, Papilionidae. Bases 1 to 312 code for a protein of 103 amino acids.